UUCUCUUUCUCUCUCUCUCGCUCUCUCUCUCUCUACAGUGAGCACUAGAGAAUAGAGAAAGCCAUUAACACAUUCUCAAUCUCCGAACCCAAAACCAAGAUGGAUGAUCCGACUCCGAAACUCCUCACCAUCUCCGACCUAAUACACCGUAAUCGUCCGAUCACCGCCACCUCAUCUCUCCACUCCCGCCUUCCCGGCCGUCCGAUCUCUCCCAAACCCAAACCCAAACCCAAACACAAACCUAAACCCCCAAAUCCCACCCAUUUAAACCCUAACCCUAAAACUCUCACUCCUCUCAACAACCCAGCCACCAUGAUCGGAACCCUAACCCUCCCAAUCAACACCUCUCCCUCAAAUCCAAACCCUAAUUUUCGAUGCCCCUACAACAAUAACAAUUGCCUCCAGUUCUCCGAUGAUUCGGCUUCGAUCUGCUGCGACGUUCUCGACCUCGAUGUUCGGAUCAUCGGCAAGAAAAUCCGCGUCCUCGCUUGGAAUUUCAUUCCCUUGAAGCGCGGCGGCUGGUUCUUGGAGAUUAUCAAAUGGAGUUUCCUCGAAUCGAGUGGGCCCGGGCUCGGUCGGUGUUCGAAUGUGGAUACAUUUCCAUUGGUUUCAGGUUCUUCAUCUACCACCACUGACGCUGAUCCCAAAGCUUGGCAUCGAAUUCACGGUGCUCUAGAGUUUAUUAGUCCUGUUUCUGUGGUUCCAUGCAAUAAAAGAGGUGUAAAUUCAAGUCUUCGAGGUUUUUUACUUCAAGUUAUAGCUUGUGAAUGUAAAUUGUGUAGUUCAAAGAGUUCUAAAUUGGGUUUGAAUGAUUCCAUUCGAGAACAUGAUACUCAUUCUUAUACAAAACCCGUGUUUGUGUACUUUUGUGGUUCUGCUUCAUUUUGGCAUCCUGUAAUUGUGAAACUUAUUGGGAAGAUUGUGAUGGUCUCGGGGUUGAAUAUGAAGUUGGUGUAUAUAGGAAAGAAAGAGUCUCGGUUGAUGUAUGUGACUACGGAGAAAUCUGCUUUGCAUUUGUGUAGAUUGUCUAAGAAAUGGGCACUGCGUGAAAAACGUGUGAUGGAGGGGAAAGGAGAAUGUGGUUCGUAUAAGGGCGUAAUUAGAGGUGUGUACAUGGAAGGGAUGGUUGUUGAGCUGGACAAUGAAGUGUGGCUUUUGUUGACUGAGCAUUUACUAACUCCACCGCAUAGUCUUAGGGUUGGCGCUCUUAUAUCUGUGAGAAAUGUUCAUUUUGUGAAUCCAAAAUUUUCUUGGAAGAAAAUGCUUAUACUGGGGGCUUGCUUCAAGACUAGCAUUGUUGUGGAAUCCUUCUCCCCAUUGGAAACUGGGAGUCAUGUAGUUUCACAAUUGCAAAGUAUGCUGGGGAAGUUUGUUGAGUCCCUAGUAUUUUCUGCUCGACUAUGGGUAUUACUUGUCAUUUCAUGCUUUGGGAAAAAGUUUGCUGGUAUGACAAAUGAGGAGAUUUUGGGAUCAAAACAUAAGGAAGGACUGGCUCAGGUCUAUGCUAGUUUACAUUUACCUCCGCCAGCGUUUCGAUCUCGGCAUGGAUCAUUCGUGGAAGUAUGUAAUCAUGACCAGUGUGGCUGUGGUAGUGAAGUGCAUUCUAAUAACCUCAAAUUGGUGAUGCCCAUAUCUAGUUUUAUCUGUCACUGUGAGGCCACAUGGAUGAGAAUGCUACAACGGGAAAAUGACUGUAAAAAUAUUUGUGAGAACAACCAAUUUAACCUUCAAUCUUGUGAAGGGAGAUUUUAUGGCCGAUCAAUCAAGAAAAUAAUUACAAGUGAAGAUAUGGGCAUUAGUUUGCUUGGAAGUCUAAAGGUAAUUGACUAUAGUCUUAUUAUUGAAGGUGAACCUCAUUUGAUAGAUCAUUUGGGUUUGCUUGAUAAUGAGUCAGUCUCAUGCAGAAGUAUAUUUCAGUGCAUCCCACUGGCAAGAGAUAUAAACCUAGCAGUCUAUAUUUAUUUUCAUUUGAGGGAUGCAACCUGCAGAAAUCUUCCCUUUUAUCCUUGUAUUGACAAAAAGGAUGAUUUUGAGAAACUUGAAGGCGGAGCAUUUCAUCUACUUCGCGUAACACACAAAUUUCCUGUGUUGCACAAGCUUAAUGGUGAUAUGGCUGUAUCAAACACGUCAAGUCUAUUUGUUGAGGCCAUAAUUUUGCCUUGGGAUUUAUUUCUCAACGGGGAUGGGCUUCCAACAAAGGUUUCAAUGGAACAGCUGGAGGAACCCAUGGAAUGUUGUGCUGGUGAAAAUUACCAGGAGCAUGCUUCUCUCAAGAGACGUAAAAUUGAUCAUGCAUCAAUCAAAGCAUUGAGUGCAGCUGUAAUGUAUGAUUGCAGCAAACCUGACCAUGGACUGAGUUCUUGUUCUAAUUCUUAUGCUCAAUUCAAUGAGGAGCUGAUGUCUUGCAACUUGAGUUCUUACCAAAAAAUUUCUUGUUUGAUCACUGUUAGAGGUGUUAACUGUAAUAGCAUGGUUAGUUCAGGUACCUUGCAGUGCACAAGUUCCAGUUUAAAUGGUGGUGGUGGUUGCAGACCAAGUGCACGAAAGGUAUUGCUGGAGAUCAAGUCUGAAAGUUUUUUCAAGUAUCAGUUUUUGCAGAUUGGUGGUUAUUACAUCACAAAACAUCAUGGAGAUGAUUCUUUUUGUAAAAAGGGUUCUGGUUACGUCAGUGAUGCUAAAGUUCUUCUUAAUUCUGGAAUACAUAUGUGGAGCCUUUCAUAUGCUUUUGAUGAGGUUUUUCCUGAUAGUAAUUCAUCUGACCACCGGGUAUUCAGUAGUUCUACUUUCAGCAAUAAUGAGGCUCUCUCUGAAAAUAAACUUGAACACCUGCAGGUUUUUACAGAAAAUUCUCCUAGCACUUGUUCAGAUGUUCAUAUUAUUUUCCCUGCAAAUGUAAGAGAUAUCUUGGAGGCAAAUCUUGGGGGUUUGGAAGAUGGCCUGGUCAAACCAAUUGUGCCACCUAAAGAAAUCACUAAUGAUUCUCUGUCUAUGGCAUCCACUGAUUGUAGUUGCCUAUUUCCUGAGGGAAAUUUAUCAUCUUUACGGGGGCAGGUGGUUUCCUUUUAUAGCAUGGACCAUAGUUCCAUUGAUGCACAUCUGAGCUGUGAAAGCCUUGGUGAUAUUCUCCAGACAAGAUUCUUUCAGGGAGUUAUAAGAAGUUUUUGUAUUCAUGUUUUGGUUGACCAUCACAUCGUGAGGAUCUGUGGUUCCCUGAAUAAACGCGCUAUUCCUAUUGGAUUUGGACCUGGAGCAUAUGCAACAUUCCAUCGAAUUCUUGACAGGGGGGGAAAGAAUAGCUUUAUGUUGACACCUGUAACAUUUAUUGUAAUAAACUCCAUCAGUGCAGUCAGUGAACCCUACAAUGACAAAAAUAUCAAUUCUUGGCCUGCUUCAGAUGUGCACAAUGAUGCUGCUCCAGAUACUGUUUCUUCAGGACUGAUUUCUGAUUUGAUUCAAAGAGUGGAUUGCAAGCCAAUGAGGUUUCGUUGCAGGGUUGUUGCUAUCCAUACACUGGUUCUGGAGAAGAGGAGGAAUGUAAAAUAUGAUGAUUUACAAUCAAAAGAUACCUCUAGGACACCCUUUGUUGACAUCCCAUUUGCUGGUUUUGUUUUGGAUGAUGGGUCAUCCUCUUCUUUUUGCUGGGCCAACGCUGAAAGAGCAGCAACCUUGCUGAGGCUGCAUGAAAAACUCCCACAGGGAGCUUUUGAAAACAGUGGCUGGACUUCAAAGUGGGCUCAGAUAGAUGACAAUGCCUGUAGCACAAUCAUUUAUCAUAUUGAGAGAAUAAUCAGGAACCAUGAUAGAAUUACAGUGAAGAAUCAUGGGUCAAUGUUUGAUUCUUCUUAUCAAGACCUUGCUGUUUCUGUCAGUUCAGAUAACGCCCUCAGUUGCUCAGAUGAGAACCUCCUUAAGUUCAUAAUCUUCAAUGCUUGCUUUGGCACAUUCUGGAAUGUUGUUGCAAGCGUGAUGGAUCCAAGUACUGUUAGGCAACUGGGGAAAGAACACCUUUCAGGAAUGGGGCCGACUGUGCAUGCCAUACAAAACAUAUGGGCUAUGGAAGUUUGUUACUCAAACCAACUUACUGAUGGCAGGUAUUUGAUCCAAGAACUGCUUAAUAGAUAAUUGUUUUAUGGCCUAUGUGUUUGUUCACAGUUGGUCUUAAGCCCACACAAAGGUGGAGGGUUGCGGAAGGUUGACGGCAAAUGUAAAAUUUAGUUACUUUUCAAGAAUGUAUCAUAUUGUUGAAAAGUCUUGGGAUUAAGGAUUUGUUGUUAGUAGCCAACUAUAGGUUGCAGGGUCUUUUUUUUAAAAGGAGGUAGAAAACCAUAUAUGUUGAAAUAUAAAAUCAAUGUCUAACUAGUUCGAUGA
Messenger RNA from Quercus lobata, 4368 nucleotides. RefSeq names its product conserved telomere maintenance component 1 (gene CTC1). The transcript is spliced from 15 exons. The coding region runs from base 100 to 4122 and encodes 1340 amino acids. Gene Ontology annotation, cellular component: CST complex. Gene Ontology annotation, biological process: positive regulation of DNA replication; telomere maintenance via telomere lengthening. Gene Ontology annotation, molecular function: single-stranded DNA binding; telomeric repeat DNA binding. The record is from RefSeq and is a predicted model, not a curated record. NCBI's taxonomy places the organism in Eukaryota, Viridiplantae, Streptophyta, Magnoliopsida, Fagales, Fagaceae.